UUCCAUAAUCCAUUGUUCUUGGUUAUGCAGACAGUAGCUGGCUAGUAUGGAGGCCCAGACUAUGAUAAACCUGAUCUAAUUUAAAGAAAUUAUUUGGCCCUUCUUGUUAGUCUUCAGAUUUGGUUCUUUUUUUUGAGAUACUGGUGUCACAUAAAAACAAGGUAGCAAGCACUGCUUUGGCCCUUGAUCCGCAGGUGAAGUCAUUAGAAAGAAUGGGCUUAUAUUUGAGUUCACAACUUUAGGAAUUCUGGUCAGUGUCCAUAAUAAAAGCUUGUACAUCUUCUCUUGCUUGGAGAAAUAGCUUCCUAAUAUAAAACUUCUUUCACCCUAGAAACCGGAUGGCUUCUAAUGCGAAUCUCAAGCUGCACAAAGGGAUUCUGCUGGAGGACGGCAUGCCAGCUGCAAAGAAGCCUAGGAAACUCCUGCCAAGUCUAAAAUGCAAAAAGCCCCAGGAUCUAGUCCUGGUGAUUGGAACAGGCAUCAGUGCAGCAGUGGCUCCUCAAGUGCCAGCCUUGAAGUCUUGGAAGGGCUUAAUCCAGGCCCUGCUGGAUGCUGCGAUUGACUUCGACCUACUGGAAGAGGAGGAGAGGAGAAAAUUUCAGAAGUGUCUCGAGGACAAUAAAAACCUCAUCCAUGUUGCUCAUGAUCUGAUCCAGAAAUUGUCUCCUCGCACAAGUAAUGUCCGUUCUUCAUUCUUCAAAGACUGCUUGUAUGAGGUCUUUGAUGACCUGGAGUCCAAGAUGGAAGACACUGGGAAGCGGCUCCUGAGGUCAGUGCUUCACCUGAUGGAGGACGGCGCCCUUGUCCUGACCACCAACUUUGAUAACUUGCUGGAAAUUUAUGCAGCUGAUCAAGGGAAACAGCUUGAAUCUCUUGACCUCACCGAUGAGAAAAAGGUCCUUGAGUGGGCCCAGGAGAAGAGGAAGCUGAGUGUUCUUCAUAUCCAUGGAGUCUACACUAAUCCCAGUGGAAUAGUGCUUCAUCCUGCUGGUUACCAAAACGUCCUACGCAACGUAGAAGUUAUGCGGGAGAUCCAGAAGUUGUACGAAGCCAAAUCUUUCCUGUUCUUAGGCUGUGGUUGGACUGUAGAUGAUACAACCUUCCAAGCCCUCUUCCUUGAAGCUGUGAAACACAAGUCAGAUCUGGAGCAUUUUAUGCUUGUGCGUCGUGGAGAUGUGGACGAAUUUAAGAAGCUCCGAGAGAACAUGCUUGACAAAGGAAUUAAGGUCAUCUCCUACGGAGAGGAAUACUUGGACUUGCCAGAAUAUUUUGAGAGGCUGGCAAAUGAGAUCUCUAACUGCAAUCAAGCAGGUUCACGAAAGUGGGGACAACUGAAUGGCACAAAUACUGUGCAUAUUGAAAACAAAGGGAGGAAUACUUGUUAAAAAGGGAACUGCCAUGUUUUACAGGACACCUUAGUUUAAGUAAGAACUCUCUGAAACCUGAUUUGGUCAGGUGAAACAGAUGGUGUGUUUCCCAUGUAGAGAGUAACUAAGAAAUAUCCAGGUAUUUGUCCAUUCAUUUGCCAGACAUUGGACCAACUGGAUGAGAUCUACAGGACACAUUGAUACUGUUCUUGAUAAUUAAUGCAGAAAACACUCCUGAUCGUUUAAUAGACCCUGAUGCUGAGGAACAGGAAGCACAUUCCACAACUUUUUCCCAGUUCUGUUCAUUGCAAGAUCCCCUUUGUGGAAAAAAUACCUAGCCUGUUUUAAGCAUCAAGAAUCCUUAGGGGUGAGAGGUAUCACUUCUGCUUUGAAAAGUCAUAUGAUGCAUGGAGGAUCUGUAUUUCAUUUAUAGACUAGUCCUCUCACCCAUCUCUCUUACAAGUUUCUCAAAGCUGUCAUUAAGUUACUACUCUGUAAACUUGAGGUUCUACAAGAAGUAGGGAUGGAUGAGAUAAUUGGUGGUUUGCCAUAUUUUGAUAAACUUGAGCCUGUGCCUUUUCAGUCUUCUGGGAGCUAGAAGUUUCUAACUGUUUUCUGUUAAGUAGUAGUUUCCAGCCAGCCUUUUUAUGAUUCUCUGUAUUCUUAGAAUGUCUCCUUUCAGUAAGACAAACAACUGAAGAUACUCAGGGAAUAACUGAGAAUGCUUGGUAUGUUGCCAAAGCAAGUGGCAUGCAGGUCCUGUAGUGAUAUGAUUGCAUGACAGCUGAGGAAUUCUGGGAAUUGAAGUCCACACAAUUUAAUGUUGCUGAAGUUGAGAAACACUGCGGUAGAUUAAGCCAUUAUAUCUCCUUCCAAGGCAGAUUUUCCCAGAGAUGAAGACAUAUUUAUUCAAUCUCAUCUUGAUAUUCUGUAAAAAUUUAGACUGAGCCACAUGAACAUUUUUUUUAAAAAAAGUGAAGAUCUAAUUUUCUAAAUCUUUUAUACUUUGUAUAAAUUUGAACCUGUGAUUGUUUUAAAAAGAAGUUCACUUGUCUCUGAUAUAUGAGCUUUAUGUAAAUUGUGUCUGCUAGUCAUGAUGGUAAUCAAUAUAAUAUGCAAACAGUACUUUUGGUUAACUAACUCAUGGUUUACAUAACUACCCAAAUUCUGGGUUGGUACAAUAGAGUGUACUACAUACUAAAAUAAUAGUUGACUAACUUGUGGUUUACCUGUUCAAUGUAGUUGAAUGAUGGUCUAGCUUAGCUAGACCUAUUUAAGUAUAUUUUGUCUGCUUUUAUAUAUUACUAAAUUGUGAUUUUUAAAGCUAUCAUUUACUGAUCAAUCUAAUCUGGUGGUGACACUAAGCCAAAAAUAAAUCAAAUGAAGGGUUGAUGCUUGUGUGUUAAUUUGGUCUUUAAUAGACAAAGUGGCAAAGCAACUGGAUAAAUAAAACUUUUCAGAUUUUUGUUUCAACCUAUCCAGUGAGCAGGUGGCCAGAUGGUGGACGUAGUCCUUAUUCCUGCUUGUUCAGAUCAAACUACAG
Messenger RNA from Pseudonaja textilis, 2910 nucleotides. Lineage: Eukaryota; Metazoa; Chordata; Lepidosauria; Squamata; Elapidae. The record is from RefSeq and is a predicted model, not a curated record.